Messenger RNA from Gastrolobium bilobum, 555 nucleotides. RefSeq names its product mavicyanin-like. The transcript is spliced from 2 exons. Gene Ontology annotation, cellular component: plasma membrane. The coding region runs from base 10 to 555 and encodes 181 amino acids. Gene Ontology annotation, molecular function: electron transfer activity. NCBI's taxonomy places the organism in Eukaryota, Viridiplantae, Streptophyta, Magnoliopsida, Fabales, Fabaceae. The record is from RefSeq and is a predicted model, not a curated record.
CUUAUAGCCAUGGCAUUACUAGAGAGAGCUGUGGUUUUCUUGAUGAUGAUGGCAUCUUUUCAGGUUUCAUAUGCAGCUGUGCACAAGGUUGGGGACUCUGCUGGUUGGACCAUCAUUGGAAAUAUAGAUUACAAGAAGUGGGCUGCUACUAAGAAUUUCCAAGUUGGUGACACUGUUAUUUUCCAAUACAAUUCCCAGUUCCACAAUGUGAUGCGAGUGACACACUCCAUGUACAAGUCAUGCAAUGCAUCAUCAACCUUGACAACCUUCACCACUGGCAAUGACUCCAUAAAGAUAACAAAUUAUGGUCACCAUUUCUUCUUGUGUGGUGUCCCUGGUCACUGCCAAGCAGGACAGAAGGUUGAUAUAAACGUGCUGAGGGUUUCUUCAGAUGGAGCACCAACUCCAUCAGCAAUGGCCUCUCCAGUUCCAGUAGCCAAUAUGCCAGCACCUACUCCUAACAAUGCAGCUUCAUUGAUUGUUGUAAAGAGAGAUGUUGGUUUCAUGGGUUUGGCCAUGGCAGUCCUUGCACUUGCUUUUUCUAGCUAUGCAUGA